This is a messenger RNA of Trachemys scripta elegans, 1658 nucleotides long. RefSeq names its product potassium channel tetramerization domain containing 4 (gene KCTD4). Gene Ontology annotation, biological process: protein homooligomerization. The coding region runs from base 307 to 1080 and encodes 257 amino acids. The transcript has a single exon. Lineage: Eukaryota; Metazoa; Chordata; Testudines; Emydidae. The record is from RefSeq and is a predicted model, not a curated record. Gene Ontology annotation, molecular function: protein binding.
AAAUGCUAUUUUUAAAUAAUUUAAACCUACUAGACUUCAAAGAAAAUAAUUAAAACAGCUUUUACAUCUGUACUCUUCCCUUACACAGUUAAAUGCAAAUUCUCCUUACAGCCAUACUCCUGAUAUCUCACUGCAUACAUAGCUGAUACGCCACCUACUGCAAAACUGAGCUGACAAUCCAUGCAAUGCUAGCAGCACUUCCAUUCCAUCACCGUGCUGGAGCUGAAUAAAGGUGCUUUUAAAAUAUCUCUUUUCAAGCACACAAGAACAAGGCAAGAUAGCUGUCUUUUUAACUUGGCUUUAAGAAUGGAGCGAAAAAUAAACAGAAGAGAAAAGGAACAUGAAGAAAAGCACAACUCCUCUGAGGGUACUGAGGAAGGCAAGAACUGUAAAAUGCCUCUGAUUACCCUCAAUGUUGGUGGAUACCUGUACAUUACACAAAAACAAACACUAACCAAGUACCCAGACUCUUUUCUUGAAGGUGUGGUAAAUGGAAAAAUUCUCUGUCCAUUUGAUGCAGAUGGCCAUUAUUUCAUAGACAGAGAUGGACUCCUUUUCAGGCACAUUCUGAACUUCCUACGAAAUGGAGAACUUCUUCUACCGGAGGGGUUUCGAGAAAAUCAACUUUUGGCACAAGAAGCAGAUUUUUUUCAGCUUAAGAUGUUAGCUGAUGCAGUGAAAUCAAGGUGGGAGAAAGAACAGCUAGCGUCCAGAGAGACUACUUUCCUGGAAAUAACUGACAGCCACGACCGUUCACAAGGUCUUAGGAUCUUUUGUAAUGCUCCUGAUUUCAUAGCAAAAAUCAAAUCUCGCAUUGUUCUGGUGUCAAAAAGCAGGCUGGAUGGAUUUCCAGAGGAGUUUUCAAUAUCUUCAAAUAUUAUUCAAUUCAAAUACUUCAUAAAGUCAGAAAAUGGUACACGACUUGUACUGAAGGAAGACAACACCUUUGUCUGCACCCUGGAAACUCUUAAGUUUGAGGCUAUAAUGAUGGCUUUAAAAUGUGGAUUUAGACUGCUGACCAGUCUGGAUUGUUCCAAAGGGUCAAUUGUUCACAGCGAUGCACUUCAUUUUAUCAAGUAAUUACUUCUAUCACCAGACAAAGGCAACAAGCAUGCAGCCAGUAAACCUCAUUAAACUACAGCAUCCAGACAUCACAAAUAAUGUAUCUAACUAGCCCUGUACCACAGAGCUCUGCUGCUAAUGAAUUAAUGUGAGCUAAUGGUAUGUAAAUUCCAUAAUGACAUUCAUCUCUGGGUUAUUUAGGCUGAACAAGUAUCUUAUGUUUAAAUUUAAUAACAAUGAUCUGCUAAAUAUUGUAAAGACAGAUCGAAUGCUGCUGCUAUUUGCAUAUAUUUUUCCUUCAUGUUGUCUUUCACCCAGAGAGUCUAGCUGAAAUGUUUUGUGUACUUGUAUGAUUAACAUGCAUACACCUUAUUGUUCAGUUGAACAGUGGUGAAAGUAUUUUCAUAUAAUAUGCAAGCUUGAAACAUGUUUUGCUUAUGACAAAAUUCGCACUGGAUUUUAACUGGAAUAAAACAUUUUGAGUGUUCAUUAGAGUUUCUGCAAAUCUAUUCGAAGCUGAAUUAUACUAAAAUUACAACAAUAUAAGACUGCAAAAGACUGUAAAAGCUAUCAAUUUGAUUCUAAAUUAAACAGAU